This is a messenger RNA of Electrophorus electricus (electric eel), 1420 nucleotides long. It is a transcript of the gene adoa, whose product is annotated as 2-aminoethanethiol (cysteamine) dioxygenase a. The record is from RefSeq and is a predicted model, not a curated record. Gene Ontology annotation, molecular function: oxidoreductase activity, acting on single donors with incorporation of molecular oxygen, incorporation of two atoms of oxygen. Gene Ontology annotation, cellular component: mitochondrion. NCBI's taxonomy places the organism in Eukaryota, Metazoa, Chordata, Actinopteri, Gymnotiformes, Gymnotidae.
UGCGGACGUGUAGAUGAGCCAGACGUGAAUGGGGUGGUAAACGAACGACUAUGCGGGGCACAACUAUAAGCAAAAAACAAUCAAUAUUAUAUCAUGGGAUGCUUGAAAUUGUAACGUUGAACGCAGCCAGCGGCAUCUGCUCCGCGGUGCUGCCUCGCCUCAGAAAGCAGCUGGACGAUUAAGGGCCGUUUUUGAUUUCCAGCUGGUCGGGGGUUUAACGCCUGGAGCAGACAUCUGACGGUAACGUUUUUAAUAUCGCCAAUUUAAAAUGCCACGGGACAACAAAUCUUCUCUUAUACAGAAAAUAGCAAAUCAGGCGUACGUGACGUUCAAGAGCUGCCGCUCUUCUGCUAUUGGGGAAAAUAAAGUCCUUCUAGAUAAUAAGGCAGAACUCACCGCCCUGUUGACCGAAAUCAGGGCUUCAGACUUGAAAAUUGCGCCGCCGAAAAAAGGCUCUAAGUCGAGCCAUAAACCCCCGGUCACCUACAUGCACAUAUGCGAGACGGACGCCUUCAGCAUGGGGGUGUUCUUGUUGAAAAGAGGGGCGUCCAUACCGCUGCACGACCACCCGGGAAUGAACGGGAUGCUGAAGGUCCUGUACGGCAAGGUUAAAAUAAUGUGUUUGGACAGACUGGAAAAGCCGCCUGCUCCAGGCGCCGAGGCUGAGGCUGUGUUCGACCCGCCGUUAUCACCUUUCCAGAAGGAUGCGCUUUCGCUUUGCGUGCGCAGAUGUACCGGCGAGUUCACCGUACACAGCGAGCCUUGCGCGCUGAGCCCCGUGAGAGACAACAUCCACCAGAUCGACGCGGUGGACGGGCCGGCGGCGUUCCUCGACAUCCUGGCACCACCUUACGACCCCGCCGGCGGGCGGGACUGUCACUACUACAGAGUUUUACAGACAGUGGCUAGAAAUGUGGACAAGGAGUCGGAUCAGAGCCGCAGAGAGGAAACGUGGCUUUUGGAGAUCCCGCAGCCGGAUGGGUUCUGGUGCGGGGGCGAGACUUACCCCGGUCCCGAGGUUUCCGUCUAGGAGUGCGUAUACCGGAGCCAACGUCAAGCUCAACCACUCUUUAGCUCGUUUGCUUAUAUUUCCUGGCUUUCAAAACAUGGUUUUGGCCCCAGUACACUUUUCUGGCAGUAGUUAUUCUUCCAAAGUGUUCAGGCGUCCCUGAACGUUUAUCUAGGUUAUUUGUUUGUCGCCCGAGAUUUGGGAACAUGUUCUACUUACCCGCGAUUUUAACGUUACAAUAGACUGCUUUUCUCAUAAAUACUGGAUCUAAUCCAUCUUUAAAAGCAUAGCCUUUCAAUUUAUCUACAUGGACUAUAGCCUGCAUAGCCUCUAAAGCUUAUUUGUGCUUUAUUUAUUUAAAACAAAUGUACAAUCAAUUAUUAUUAAACAUACAUUUUAAUUGUUUAUAUC